GAUGGAUGUGGGCACACUGUACUAGGCCCUGAAAGUGGAACCCUUACGUCCAUAAACUACCCCCAGACCUAUCCCAACAGCACUGUUUGUGAAUGGGAGAUUCGUGUAAAGAUGGGAGAGAGAAUUCGCAUCAAAUUUGGUGACUUUGACAUUGAAGAUUCCGAUUCUUGUCACUUUAACUACUUGAGAAUUUAUAAUGGAAUUGGAGUCAGCAGAACUGAAAUAGGCAAAUACUGUGGUCUGAGGUCGCAAAUGAACCAUUCAAUUGAGUCAAAAAGCAAUGAAAUUACAGUGCUGUUCAUGAGUGGAAUCCAUGUUUCUGGACGAGGAUUUUUGGCCUCAUACUCGGUUAUAGAUAAACAAGAUCUAAUUACUUGUUUGGACACUGCAUCUAAUUUUUUGGAACCUGAGUUCAGUAAGUACUGCCCAGCUGGUUGUCUGCUUCCUUUUGCUGAAAUAUCUGGAACAAUUCCUCAUGGGUAUAGAGAUUCAUCACCGUUGUGCAUGGCUGGUGUGCAUGCAGGAGUCGUGUCAAACAUUUUGGGUGGCCAAAUCAGUGUUGUCAUUAGUAAAGGUAUUCCGUACUAUGAAAGUUCUUUGGCUAACAACGUUACAUCUAUGGUGGGACUUUUAUCUACAAGUCUUUUUACAUUUAAGACAAGUGGUUGUUAUGGAACACUAGGCAUGGAGUCUGGUGUGAUUGCCGAUCCUCAGAUAACAGCAUCAUCUGUGCUGGAGUGGACGGACCACUUGGGGCGGGAAAAUAGCUGGAAACCCGAAAAAGCCCGGCUGAAGAAACCUGGCCCUCCUUGGGCAGCUUUUGCCACUGACGAUUAUCAGUGGUUACAGAUAGACCUGAAUAAGGAAAAGAAGAUAACAGGCAUCGUAACCACUGGGUCCACUAUGGUGGAGCACAAUUACUAUGUGUCUGCCUACAGAGUCCUGUACAGUGACGAUGGCCACAAGUGGACUGUGUACAGAGAGCCUAGUGUGGAGCAGGAUAAGAUAUUUCAAGGAAACAAAGAUUAUCACCAGGAUGUGCGUAAUAACUUUUUGCCACCAAUUAUUGCACGUUUUAUUAGAGUGAACCCUACCCAAUGGCAGCAGAAAAUUGCCAUGAAAAUGGAGCUGCUUGGAUGUCAGUUCAUUCCUAAAGGUCGUCCUCCAAAACUUACUCAACCACCACCCCCUCGGAACAGCAAUGACCUCAAAAACACUACAGCCCCUCCAAAAAUAGCCAAAGGUCGUGCCCCCAAAUUUACUCAACCACUACAACCUCGCAGUAAGAACGAAUUUCCUGCACAGACAGAACAAACAACUGCCACUCCUGAUAUCAAAAACACUACUGUAACUCCAAAUGUAACCAAAGAUGUAGCCCUGGCCGCGGUCCUUGUCCCUGUGCUAGUCAUGGUCCUCACUACUCUUAUCCUCAUAUUAGUAUGUGCUUGGCACUGGAGAAACAGAAAGAAAAAAACUGCAGGCACCUAUGACAUACCUUACUGGGACCGGACAGGUUGGUGGAAAGGAAUGAAGCAGUUUCUCCCUGCCAAGUCAGUGGAACAUGAGGAAACCCCGGUUCGCUACAGCAGCAGUGAAGUCAAUCACCUGAGUCCAAGGGAAGUCACCACAGUGCUGCAGACCGACUCCGCAGAGUAUGCACAGCCACUUGUGGGAGGAAUUGUUGGUACUCUUCAUCAGAGAUCGACCUUUAAACCAGAGGAAGGAAAAGAAGCAGGCUAUGCGGACCUAGACCCCUACAACUCGCCAGUGCAGGAAGUUUACCAUGCCUAUGCUGAACCACUCCCAAUUUCUGGGCCCGAGUAUGCAACCCCAAUCGUCAUGGACAUGUCAGGGCACCCCACCGCUUCAGCUGGGCUGCCCUCCACAUCCACAUUCAAAGCUACAGGGACCCAACCGCCCCCAUUAGUGGGAACUUACAACACACUUCUUUCCAGGACCAACAGCUGCUCCUCUGCCCGGGUCCAGUAUGAUACCCCGAAAGGUGGGAAGCCAGGUCCAGCCGCCCCAGAAGAGUUGGUGUACCAGGUGCCCCAGAGCACACAGGAAGUAGCAGGAGCAGGACGGGAUGGGGAAUGUGAUGGUUUUGAAGAAAUCCUUUGAAGGUGAUGCUGCUUUUUGCAAAGCAUCGUUUUAAAGCACAUG
This is a messenger RNA of Carlito syrichta (Philippine tarsier), 2163 nucleotides long. It is a transcript of the gene DCBLD2, whose product is annotated as discoidin, CUB and LCCL domain containing 2. Lineage: Eukaryota; Metazoa; Chordata; Mammalia; Primates; Tarsiidae. The record is from RefSeq and is a predicted model, not a curated record. The coding region runs from base 112 to 2121 and encodes 669 amino acids. The transcript has 15 exons.